AUGGCUGUAAAACACGCCACUCCGGUCACCGUCUCCCUCGCCGACCUCGGAUCCAAUACAGUCUCUGCUGCAACUCUAACGCAAGCAUUUGGUCCUGACUCCCUCGGUAUCCUUGUCGUCCGUGACCUCUCACCGGCGUUCCUCCAGCUGAGGCGCCGCGUUUUGCUCAAUGCCUCCCAUCUCGCUGCCCUACCCUCCACUACUUUACUUCGUCUCAGGAACCCGGAUGCGAAAUAUUUGGUGGGAUGGUCCCACGGAGUCGAAACACUAAGUCCCGGCACCAUCGACACAUCCAAGGGCUCUUAUUAUAUCAACUGCGCCUUCUACCAAGAUCCAACCCUCAAUGGUGCAGAUGGCAUGAAGUUUCCUGGUUUCGAAGAGUAUACGGCGGCAAAUAUAUGGCCGAACGAUGUCGACAUUCCUGGGUUUCGGUCCGAUGCCGAAAAGCUCAUAAGUCUGAUCAUAGACACGGCUGUGCUUGUGGCACGAGCGUGCGAUCGAUUCGCGAGCGCGGAGAUAGAAGGUUAUGAGGCUGGGUACCUUGAAAGAGUGGUGAAACAGAGCCAAACGACGAAGGCGAGACUCUUACACUACUUUCCUAUUGAGCAUGCGGGGAUUAAUGGACACCCGAAUGGAGUGAACGACAGCAUGGCAGAGGAAACGCAGAAAGAGGAGAACGGGGUAGACGAUUACUGGUGUACAACUCACCUUGAUCACGGGUGCCUCACAGGGUUGACCAACGCUAUGUUCAUUGAUGAAUCCUCCGCAGAGCUCCUGGAACUACCGACACCACCAGAUCCGACUUCAGGACUAUAUAUCCAAUCACGCUCAGGCAAGGUACACAAGGUUACUAUUCCAGAAGAUUGUCUGGCAUUCCAGACUGGAGAGGCACUAGAGUUGAUCACACAAGGGAAAUUCAAGGCGGUGCCGCACUUCGUGAAGGGAGUGAAUCCGAUGAGCUGCACACCUGGAAGCAGAAUUGCUAGAAACACAUUGGCAGUGUUUACCCAACCGAAUCUGGAUGAACCGGUCGAUCUGGUGUCGGGGCUGAACUUUGGCGAGUUUGCAAGAGGUGUGGUCAAGAAAAAUACGGUGCACUGA
This is a messenger RNA of Capronia coronata CBS 617.96, 1101 nucleotides long. RefSeq lists its product as uncharacterized. Bases 1 to 1101 code for a protein of 366 amino acids. The record is from RefSeq and is a predicted model, not a curated record. The transcript has a single exon. Lineage: Eukaryota; Fungi; Ascomycota; Eurotiomycetes; Chaetothyriales; Herpotrichiellaceae.